Molecule: messenger RNA, 682 nt
Organism: Cynara cardunculus var. scolymus (artichoke)
Lineage: Eukaryota; Viridiplantae; Streptophyta; Magnoliopsida; Asterales; Asteraceae
Product: MADS-box protein AGL42-like
Exons: 7
Coding region: 1-621 (206 amino acids)
Biological process (GO): positive regulation of transcription by RNA polymerase II
Cellular component (GO): nucleus
Molecular function (GO): protein dimerization activity; DNA-binding transcription factor activity, RNA polymerase II-specific; RNA polymerase II cis-regulatory region sequence-specific DNA binding
Source: RefSeq, a predicted model, not a curated record
AUGGUGAGAGGAAAGGUGGAGAUGAAGAGAAUAGAGAAUGCAACAAGCAGACAAGUGACUUUUUCCAAGAGGAGAAUUGGGCUUCUGAAGAAGGCCUGUGAGCUUUCAGUACUUUGUGAUGCUGAAGUUGCUUUGCUUAUUUUCUCUCAGAAGGGUGAACUCUAUGAGUUCUCAAGCUCCAACAUAAAGAAGACGAUACAGAAAUACCGUGACAAUGCUAAAGCAAAUGAAAGCUGCAAUGAAAUUGAACCCCAAAAUCAGCAAUUGAAGCAUGAUGCCACCAUCAUUCAAAAGAAGAUAGAGCAACUCGAAGUCUCACAACGAAAGCUUAUGGGACAAAAUUUGGCGUCGUGCUCAGUAGAUGAACUACUGAAGUUAGACAGUAAGCUUGAACAUAGCUUGACAAUCAUCAGGGCGAGAAAGAAUCUAUUGUUCAAGGAUCAAAUUGAAAAUUUGAAAGCAAAGGAGAGGUUCCUCUUGGAAGAAAACACAAGAUUAUGUCAACAAAACACGAGCUUAUGCGAAAAGGAGAUUCAUGUCACUGCUACAAGCAGGGAAAGUAUCCAGAAUUUGGAGGUAGAGACAGAAUUAUUCAUUGGUUCGCGCCUCGAUGAAGAGUGAUGAAGUUGAGCUAAAUUAGAACUGCUUUUCUAUCAUAACUACAUUGUUGUUUUACAUGCGU